GUAUCUCGAUCUCUACGAAACUUCGUGCAACUGGUGACUGUGCGGUUCCUCCCACUUGGGUGUGGUGUACUGUUUUGCGCAUGUUUGUCUCGGACGCAUUUGUUUACGCCCUUUGCACCAGGCUCGUCCGCAAUGUUUGGCAAACGAAAGCACAAACACGAUCAGCGCAAGAAGAGCGCGCAACAGGCAAACGGUGAACGAGUUGUCGAAGCGAGAUAUUACGAUCACGAUGACGCCCUUGAUGAUUAUGGUUCAGAAGAAAACGAAGAGGCUGCUGCUGCAGUAUUAUGGGCUAUGGAAGACGAAGCGGCACACAGGUGGGACCAAGACGAAGAAGUCGAUUAUGACAAAAUGAAAGCAAAGUCAACACCAUCUAAACAAAACCCAAUUUUGUUUACCUAUUCAAACACAACUUCACACAAGAUGGGAUUUUUAGGCACACUGAAAGGUGUUCAAGGUCGUUUACCUCCACAAGAUGGAAGGACUGAUCUAUUGGAGGUUAUCGACACAGCUCAGAGACAGGGUAGACUGCCUUGGAUGGCAGCCGACGAUGACAAUCGAUAUGUGGUCAUUUCUCGGUAUGGAAUGAAGGUUACUGACGUCCGAAAGCAGCAAGUCCACAUGCGUCAUCCCCUGCAUCAUAUUGCUGGCAUAAUUUUCUACGAGGACGGCUUUGGAAGAAACAUGUUGGCAUUCAAGAUAGGAGAACCACGCGAAGAGAAAUACGAUGUUUAUAUCUACGAAUGCGAAUCAGAGAGACAUGCAAAAGACGUUUGCCUGACAUUGGCUCAAGCAUUUGAUGCUGUUUACCAAAAAGCAACCAUGGAGCAGUCAAUGACAUCCAGUAGGAUUCAAUAGAAGGCUGUGAGUUUGGUGUAAAUAGAGUAAUACGAUGGACAUGGAAGGGUUUAGUUUCUAUGAGCUCCAAUGAGAUGCAUAAACAGGUUAGAGAACGUUGUAUUCUACGUAGAAACUUACCAACAAGCCAAUGACAAAACAAACAA
Corticium candelabrum is the source of this 1004-nucleotide messenger RNA. RefSeq names its product integrin beta-1-binding protein 1-like. The transcript has 7 exons. The record is from RefSeq and is a predicted model, not a curated record. Bases 133 to 858 code for a protein of 241 amino acids. NCBI's taxonomy places the organism in Eukaryota, Metazoa, Porifera, Homoscleromorpha, Homosclerophorida, Plakinidae. Gene Ontology annotation, molecular function: integrin binding. Gene Ontology annotation, biological process: negative regulation of substrate adhesion-dependent cell spreading; negative regulation of focal adhesion assembly. Gene Ontology annotation, cellular component: cell periphery; ruffle; lamellipodium.